GCCGAGCCCACCCACCGUAGACCAUCACCAACGCCCUGGCCGGCUGGCGGGCCCUCCUCUGCCGCCGUCCGCCUUCCCGGACGGUGGCUCCCGGUGGAUCUCCACAGUCGGAAGCGAGCCCGGGAGCCAACAUCACUAAAGCCAACAACCAUCCGCUUCCGCCUUUGCCAGUCACAUAUCUUGGCGGCAACUCUCGACUCGGGUAUCCAAGGAACUCGUAAAGAGGCUGCCCAUUGGCUCUGCUCGGGCGCGGCUUGUCAGACACAUUCAAAAGCUUUGAGGAUUGGCUGUAACGGGAGCCGCGGGAGUUCGCGGGAUCUCAGUUCAUCAGUAUUAAGGCCAAAGCCAGCUGUCUCCCUGACUUCAAGCAAACAAAGAGGCUGUGCUAAGGUCCCCCAGCUCCUGCCCCAGAUCCCAUGCCUCCUGACAACGUGUUCACAAAAUGAGUUUGGGGCAGAAGGGGCGCCAGUGCGCAGCCGCUCCCGGAGUCUGCUGCAGCAACAGCGAGCGCAGGAUGCAGUGCAGAUACCUGGAUGUCAUGUCUAGAGAUGGAACCAGGACACUGUGUAAAGGAAGUUGUCCCCCAGGGCCCGUCCCGGAGGGUGUGAUCCGCCUGUACAGCAUGAGGUUCUGCCCCUACUCGCACAGGACACGCCUUGUCCUCAGGGCCAAAGGCAUCAGACACGAAAUUAUCAAUAUUAACCUGAAAAACAAGCCCGACUGGUAUUACACAAAGCAUCCCUAUGGUCAAAUUCCUGUCUUGGAGAACAGCCAAUGUCAACUGAUCUAUGAGUCUGUCAUCGCCUGUGAGUAUCUGGAUGAUGUUUACCCGGGAAGGAAGCUGUUUCCCUAUGAUCCCUAUGAGCGAGCUCGACAGAAGAUGUUACUGGAGCUGUUCUGUAAGGUCCCACACCUAACCAAGGAGUGUCUGGUGGCGCUGAGAUGUGGGAGGGAUUGCAACGAUCUGAAGACAGCCCUGCGUCAGGAAUUCUGCAACUUGGAAGAGAUUCUAGACUACCAGAACACUACCUUCUUUGGGGGCGACUGCAUCUCCAUGAUCGACUACCUGUUCUGGCCCUGGUUCGAGCGGCUGGAUGUGUACGGCAUAGCAGACUGUGUCAGCCACACCCCGUCGCUUCGGCUGUGGAUCGCCGCCAUGAAGCAGGACCCUACUGUCUGUGCCCUCCUCAUAGACAAGAACAUUUUUCUGGGCUUCUUGAAUCUGUACUUCCAGAACAACCCUAAUGCCUUUGACUUUGGGCUAGUCUGCUGAGUAUCAUGAUGCCUUCCCUGUCACCAGCUGUGCUCCAAUUCUGCUCCAGGAGUGGUCUGCAGGGGUCAAUCCAUCUCCAUUCCCUCUCUUUGAGGGUCCCAAUAAAAAUGGAAAUAGGGAUGGCAUUAGCCC
Ochotona princeps (American pika) is the source of this 1405-nucleotide messenger RNA. RefSeq names its product glutathione S-transferase omega-2. Gene Ontology annotation, molecular function: glutathione dehydrogenase (ascorbate) activity; glutathione transferase activity. NCBI's taxonomy places the organism in Eukaryota, Metazoa, Chordata, Mammalia, Lagomorpha, Ochotonidae. The coding region runs from base 443 to 1273 and encodes 276 amino acids. Gene Ontology annotation, biological process: L-ascorbic acid metabolic process; glutathione metabolic process. Gene Ontology annotation, cellular component: cytoplasm. The transcript has 8 exons. The record is from RefSeq and is a predicted model, not a curated record.